GCGCACAGGCACAGCCGUAAGCGACACUCGCCCGCGCGUAAUUGUGUAUGUACAGUAUGUACCUGCCCUCACACGUCUCGAAGCACACACCCGGAAGCCUACGGGGAUCCGUCCGCGAACUCGGGUCCAGUGCGGAAGUGUUGUCCACCGCACGUCUUCGCAUGCUGUCACAAGUCAAACAAGGUUGGGCUGGGCUGGGCGCGCGCCCGGCGUCUGCCGGUGCUUCGAGGCAUUUUCGGCGACAUGAUGCAUGCCGUGACUCAUAACACACGCAGUUGCAUUAUUUUUGAACCAACAGCAUUACUCUCAACAUGAAGGGCUCACGUGCCGCCCGUGAGACGUCAGCCGCGGAGGGACACGACGCUGGGUAUCCUGUUGUCAGUUACGGUUUCAAGUCCACGCCGCUGGCGCUGAAUUAGAAACAGCGCUUUAGAAUACUUGGCUAGAUGUUGAUCAUGAUUCGUGUGGGAUCAAAGUCUACUGAGCUUGUUAUCAUCAGGGUUAUUUCUGUCGUUAUUCA
Molecule: messenger RNA, 520 nt
Organism: Mycena citricolor
Lineage: Eukaryota; Fungi; Basidiomycota; Agaricomycetes; Agaricales; Mycenaceae
Source: the annotation of a GenBank genome assembly